UCUAUAUAGAUUCCAACCUUUGUCUACCAACCCCAUUCCUUUCCAUUCCCAUCGCCCUUUGUCAAGAAGGCAUUAUACUAUUUAUGGUGGAUCUGGUGGCUAUUCUCUCCUUAUAUUGCCCCUAAAGGCCUCACCGUCCUCUCUAUUCUUCCUCUCUGUCUCUCUAAAGGCCUCUGGGAGAUGGGUGGAGCUCUUCCACAGCUCCUGGGCUUCUGCUUCUUGGCAUUUUUACGACUCGCCGGAUUCGUCGCGGUGGACGCUGUUGGAGCUCCUCCGCCAGCUGGGGGCAGCGAGGGGACCGCCGUCGUCGAUGGGACGACUCCCAUUGCGGUCACCGACGAUGACUUCAUUUGUGCUACGCUGGAUUGGUGGCCGCCGGAGAAGUGUGAUUAUGGGACUUGCAGCUGGGGCCUCGCGUCGUUGCUCAAUCUGUGGGUGGGCGGGAGGUACCAUUUGGCAGCAGCAAUGCUCAGUCUGGACCUUUCCAACAAGGUUUUAUUAAAUGCUGUUAAAGAAUUUUCUCCAUUGAAACUCCGCCUCGGGGGCUCAUUGCAAGAUAAGGUCAUAUAUGGCGUGGAUACUCAACAGCCAUGUACUCCUUUUGUUAAGAAUACUUCCGAGAUGUUUGGUUUUACUCAAGGCUGCCUACCCAUGCAGAGAUGGGAUGAACUCAAUGAUUUCUUCAAAAAAGCCGGAGCUGUAAUAAUUUUUGGGCUGAAUGCCCUUAAUGGAAGGGUUCGUUUGCGGGAUGGUUCUUUAGGAGGACCCUGGAACUCCUCCAAUGCUGAGUCUUUUAUCCGCUAUACUGUGAAUAAGGGUUACACUAUCCAUGGUUGGGAGCUUGGAAAUGAAUUAAGUGGAAGCGGAGUUGGAGCUAAAAUUGGAGCAGAUCAAUAUGCUGAAGAUGCGAUCUCCCUUAAAAAAAUUAUUGACAACAUAUACCAAGAUUUUACUGAUAAGCCACUGGUACUAGCACCGGGGGGCUUCUUCGAUGCUAGCUGGUUCAGUGAGUUCAUUGAAAAAACAAAACCUGACUCAUUGGAUGUGAUCACCCACCACAUAUAUAAUCUUGGUGCAGGCGUCGAUGAGCACUUGGUUGAUAGAAUUCUUGAUCCCUCCUACCUUGAUCGCGAAGUGAGCACAUUCAGAAAUCUCCAAGGGAUUCUCCAAAGUGCAAGAACUUCAACCACUGCUUGGGUUGGUGAAGCUGGAGGAGCUUACAAUAGCGGCCACCAUCUUGUCACAGAUUCAUUUGUGUUCAGCUUCUGGUUCUUGGAUCAGCUUGGCAUGUCAUCCACAUACAACACUAAAAGUUAUUGCAGACAAUCCUUGGUUGGUGGAAAUUAUGGCCUACUCAACAGAAUGACGUUCCAACCGAAUCCUGAUUACUACAGUGCUCUUUUGUGGCAUCGACUGAUGGGAAGCAAAGUCCUGUCAGCAAAGUUCACAGGGACAGAGAGUAUACGAGCAUAUGCACAUUGUGCAAGAGAAUCUCAAGGGAUUACAUUGCUACUGAUCAAUCUCAGUGGCAAUACUACUUCUCAAGCUUUUGUUACCACUGCCUCAAACUAUACUAUAGGUUUGAAGCAUCACAUUCCUAGGACAAGGUUCAACCAUAUAACACGACUUCGGAAAACUGCUACAUUUAUGAGGGAAGAAUACCAUUUAACAGCCAAGGAUGGGAACUUACACAGCCAAGUCAUGCUGCUGAAUGGCAACAUCUUGUCUCUAGAUUCAGAAGGGAAUAUCCCUACAUUCGAACCCAUGGAACUUGAUGCGUCACUACCAAUAACAGUGACACCAUUUUCUAUUGUUUUUGUCCACAUUCCCCACUUUGAUGCUCCUGCUUGUAGGUAGCUUCUUGUUACAUCAUGUGCUGAGAGGAUGGACUACCAAGUGGUCCAUUCUUGACAUGCCUCCAUUGCUAUGAGGUUUGUACUACAUUGUUAAACAUCUUUGAUCAAAUAAUAAAUGGAAGGGAAAAAAAAAAAAGAAGGGAGAAUGAUUUGCA
This is a messenger RNA of Elaeis guineensis (African oil palm), 2011 nucleotides long. The record is from RefSeq and is a predicted model, not a curated record. Lineage: Eukaryota; Viridiplantae; Streptophyta; Magnoliopsida; Arecales; Arecaceae.